Molecule: messenger RNA, 772 nt
Organism: Aspergillus eucalypticola CBS 122712
Lineage: Eukaryota; Fungi; Ascomycota; Eurotiomycetes; Eurotiales; Aspergillaceae
Exons: 1
Coding region: 111-671 (186 amino acids)
Source: RefSeq, a predicted model, not a curated record
ACCUGAACUUGUCGGAUGGAGUUCGCAGUCCCGACACUAAGCAGCUGAACAGCCGUAUUCGCCUAGCGUACGGAAAGAUCCCCGACGGCCGUGUCCGGCUUUUGCGGUCAAUGGCCCUUGUCCCAAGCUCAAUAAUUGUCCCGGGGGUUCAUGGGCGACAUCUAUCAACACACCCUUCCAGGAAUAGUGCUCUGUAUAUGGUCGAUAGUUCAAAAACAACGGUGAGCGUCCAGAUCUGGACUCCACUAUACAGUCUUCUAGCCGUUUCUCUACGAAUCUUGCAGCACCAUCUUCCUUUUUCCUACUUCCUUUCCGAGCUGCAGGACAGGUUUGUGCCGGGAACGCCGAGGCUCGCAAAUCAUCAGUAUAGACCAUUUAUUCCUUGCACCGAUCAGCUGCUGGUGGCCUAUCUAGUUGCAUUGCGUGGACGGGCUGCAGAGUUUGUAACGAUGAUAGCGACCACGGAUAGCGAUCCCAGCAAUCUGAAAUGCACGGCUUACGGCGUACAUGGAGUUAUAUUCUUGCCAAUCAACUGGUCGAUUAUACUCGAUCUGCACUUUAUUCCCUGUUCUUUCCUGGCUUGUCGCUGCUCACUCGUUGGAACCUGGCUCACGGAGUCGAACAUCUCACCCGAUGGUUCCUGCUGGGCUUCCAGAUCAUCGCGCAUUUAAAAAUUAAAUCCUUCGGCAGCAGAUCGCCCUAGUUCCCCGGGAAGUGGGUAAUAAUUGGGCGCCUCGGUAAACACAGUUCACGCCUUUGACUAGGCACUUAG